AUGGCAACGACGGUUGACGCGGAGGUUCUUGCUGGGUACAUCACUCUGGCCAACUUAGAAGGCCUGCGAAAGUUUGCACCACCUGAUUUUGACUGGCGCCAGCCUCUCGGUUCUGCAAAAGAACCAGCUCUCGUACUGGUAAUAACCCAAGGGCUGAUCACAGGCAAUCAUGCAAGCCAACUGCAGAUCGCGGAAUGGCUGCUAAAAGCUGGGGCAGAACCAACAUACAAGAUUACACAGAAGCCUGGUUGUUGUCGUGUUUGGAAGGUGAAUCAGAAAGAUACCACCGAACUCAUGGUUCCGUAUGAGGGCCACUCCGCAGUUUCCUUUGCCUUUAGCUGGCUUGGCCAGUUCCAGCUGGGCAAAGGCGGUGCGGACUGGUCGAAAGAGCGAAUUUCGAAGACAUUGUGGGGCUCUUUGCGAGGACGACACCUGGCAAGAAAUCCCAUGGUGCGGAUGUCACCGUGCCGCAAAGUACCGUGGACCUGUGGGAGUCCAUGCGCGACUCGACCUCAUCACACAACGUGA
Symbiodinium necroappetens is the source of this 528-nucleotide messenger RNA. Lineage: Eukaryota; Dinophyceae; Suessiales; Symbiodiniaceae. The record is from the annotation of a GenBank genome assembly.